AAAGCAUAGCAACUUCCAACUAGCCCUAACAGAGCAACAAUUUAAAUAGUCAACUGAGGGAGCUGAAUAUUGAUCUGGUUCAGAAAUCUAGCAAAAGAGAAAAACUAUACUAAAAAAAAAUGGAUUCCUCUGGAGAAGUAGCAAUCAUUCUUUCAAGCGCUGUGUGUCUGUUCCUCUUUUUAGUUCUCAUCAAGAUCUUUCACAAGCUAUGGUGGAAACCAAUAAGCAUACAGAGGCUGAUGGCUUUGCAGGGCAUCAAAGGCCCUGCUUACAGACUUGUCCAUGGAAACACCAAAGAAAUCUUCAACAUGCAAAAUGAAGCCAUGGGCAAGCCCAAAGGUUUAUCACAUGACAUAUUUUCCAGAGUUCAACCUCAUUUUCACUCCUGGACCAAGUUAUAUGGGAAGAAUUUUCUUCAAUGGUAUGGUCUUCGACCUCAAUUGAUCAUCACGGAACCUGAGUUGUGCAAGGAGAUACUGAAUGACAAAGAUAGAGCUUAUCCGAAAAGCAAGCCCAAAAGCUUUGUGAAGCAGCUACUGGGAGAUGGACUUGUGACAACAACCAACGCUGAAAAAUGGGGAAAAUUGAGAAAGGUGGCCAACUAUGCUUUCCAUGGAGAGAGCUUAAAAAGUAUGACUCCGGCAACGAUAGCUAGUGCUGAGAUUAUGCUUGAAAGGUGGAAAAAUCAAGAUGGCAAAGAGAUUGAGAUGUUCGAAGAAUUUCGGUUGCUCACCUCAGAAGUGAUUUCCAGGACAGCAUUUGGCAGCAGCUACUUAGAAGGGGAGAAGAUUUUUGAGAUGCUGAUGAAGUUAUCCUUCUUAUCUUUCAAAAACAUUUUGAAACUCAGGAUUCCUGGUAUCAGUAAGUUUUAUAAAACAUGCGAUGAGAUCGAAUCAGAGAAUCUUGAGAAAGGAAUAUAUAACUCCAUAAUAGAGAUUGUUAAGAAAAGAGGAAAGAAGGCAAUGGCUGGAGAAGAAGAUGGCUUUGGGAGUGAUUUUCUUGGAUUACUUUUGAAGGCUCAUCAUGAUGCCAAUGACAACCAGAGGAUUUCUGUAGAUGACUUAGUUGAUGAGUGCAAGACAUUUUACUUGGCCGGACAAGAAACUUCUAGUAGUUUGCUUGCUUGGACUGUCUUUCUUUUGGCAAUCCAUACGGAUUGGCAAGAGGAAGCAAGAAAGGAGGUCCUAGAAAUAUUUGGAAAACAAAAUCCGAAUACGGAUGGCAUUGCCAGACUAAAAACAAUGACUAUGAUCAUCAAUGAGACUCUGAGGUUAUAUCCGCCUAUUGUUGUCCUUGAGAGGGAAGCUGAAAGGGAAGUUAGGCUGGGAAACCUCAUUAUCCCUGCUACUGUUGAACUCGUCAUUCCAUGUUUAGCAUUUCACCAUGAGCCUGGAUUCUGGGGACAAGACGUGCAUCUUUUCAAACCGGAGAGAUUCUCUGAAGGGGUUGCUAAAGCUACUAAGAAUAACAUAGCCACAUUCUUACCAUUUGGUAUGGGACCACGAAAUUGUGUGGGUUUGAACUUUGCAACCAAUGAAGUAAAGAUUGUUCUGUCAAUGAUUUUACAACGCUACUCUUUCACCCUCUCCCCGGACUAUGUCCACUCUCCCUUUCGGCUUCUUACAGUUCGCCCUCAACAUGGACUUCAAAUAAUGCUACACUCACUGUGAACUGAAAGAACCAGAAUUGCCCAUAAUCUUGGACUUGGUGUAUGGAUUACGUAAUGCCCUUGGACAUGGUUAGCUUGUUAUUUUAAAAGAUUGUAAUGUCUGCUGUGAAGUUUGUAAAAACUUAACCUCCUGUUCUGCUGCUUUGCUGCAUGUUUCUGGUAGAAUUUCCAUUGAUGAAAUAAAACGUUUUGGGAA
Molecule: messenger RNA, 1865 nt
Organism: Prunus dulcis (almond)
Lineage: Eukaryota; Viridiplantae; Streptophyta; Magnoliopsida; Rosales; Rosaceae
Product: cytochrome P450 CYP749A22-like
Exons: 5
Coding region: 120-1670 (516 amino acids)
Molecular function (GO): heme binding; oxidoreductase activity, acting on paired donors, with incorporation or reduction of molecular oxygen; monooxygenase activity
Source: RefSeq, a predicted model, not a curated record